UGAGUUUUCUGAUCUUCAUCCAUGGCUUCCAUUCCAGCAUCUUUUCUCCUCCUCUUCGUCUCCAUUUCCGCCACUGCUUACACCAUUUUCUCAGCAACGGUCAUAGAGGAUCUCGCGAACUUGAAACCGCCUCCUAAUUUCAACGCCACCAUCACCAACAACUGCCUCCACAACCCAUCUCUAAGAUACUGCAACUCCCCCGCUAUGGACCUCCACGAGAUCUUCCGAUUCACCAUUGUUGCCAGCCAUCUCUGCAACGAGUCAAAGAACCCUAAUUGCGUGGAAACCUUCUCCGAAAUCGACCUCCGAAACCGCCCUAAGAUCGUACCGCUUUACUUGUCCUUCAGUUUCUUCUGGAAGUACUGUCCCUUAAGCAUCGUAUCCAUUGAUCUCUCCAACAAUUCUAUCAAAGGAAGUUUUCCCGCUGACGUUCUGCUCUGUACCCAAAUCCAGGCUUUGGAUUUAAGCCGCAAUGAGUUUUCCGGUGACGUCCCGAUACAGAGUUUUUCUCCCCUGUCCAACCUUACCCUUCUCAAUCUAUCCUUCAAUCAUUUCUCGGAGAGUAAACUCUCGGAUUCUGAGUUCUUCAAACGGUUUAAUUCUUCCAGUUUUAUUCAUUCCGGUCUCCUCCCAAGUCGAAAAAGGUUUCGUCUGAAUGCUGUGAUAUUACUGCUCUGUUUUCCAAUCUUCAUCGUCUUGAUAGUGGGAGGAUUUUGGUGGUGCUGUCUCCAAAGGCCAGAUUUUCUUCCAAGAAUGUGCAGAAGGCACAGGUUCACUCCUUACAUGUUGAAGGCUGCUACUGAUGAAUUUUCAAAGAAGAAUUUGGUGGGGAAGAGUGAUGGCAUUGCCAUUUACAGAGGAAUCCUGAGGGAUGGUUUUAAAGUGAGGAUUGAGAUCUAUUGGAAGAACAUUUCCGGGGAGAACCGGCGGAAAUUCGCGGAGGAAUGUAAGGUUAUUGUUCAGUUAUGUCACAAGAACUUGCUUCGAGUCUACGGUUGGUGUAAUGACAGGAAAUUGAGGGCCAUUGUUGCAGAAUGGACGGAAGAAGAGAGCAACGUGGAGAUAUGGAUAUCAGGGUCUGCUCCGCCGUGGAAGCGGAGAUUGAAAGUACUCAAGGGAGUUGCAGAAGGCAUGCUUUAUUUGGAAGAGCAGUGGCCUGAUAUAGGAUACGAUCUGAGAACAAGUACUGUUCUGUUGUCUAAUAAUCAGGAACCUCUAAUCUCGAGGUUUAAGGUUGGAGAUCGAAGCAACAUCACGAAGAGAAUUUGUUUGUUUGGAUUAUUUCUGCUAGAGAUCAUGACAAAUACAAAGCCAUUGGAAGGGUUUGAGGAAAGGUUUGUUGAAUUCAUCAGGGCGCAUUAUACUGGAAAUCUGCAGGCGGUCAUUGAUGAAAGAAUGAAAAUGACAGAAAAUACGUUUGAUCAAGCAAAACAGACAAUAGAGAUUGGAUUAAUGUGCACAGAACAAACAAGAAGUCAUCAGCAGCCGAGCUUGUAUGAGAUAGUAAACAUUAUGACUAGAAUGUUGGCACCUCAGAACCAUAAGAGAUCAUCCCAUUGUGAAGGAGGUAGAGCUCACAGAGCUAUUAUUUAGCCAAGAUAAAUAUUUGAACUUGCAUGAGUGAAAGACAUGAAUAUGUAUUUUGUUACGUGAUUCUUAAACACUCCUUUUUCUUGGCCAAAAAGUAAUAUUUUAUUUUGUUUGUACAAGGAAAUGAAGCCAUGUUUAUUG
This is a messenger RNA of Rubroshorea leprosula, 1731 nucleotides long. The record is from the annotation of a GenBank genome assembly. Lineage: Eukaryota; Viridiplantae; Streptophyta; Magnoliopsida; Malvales; Dipterocarpaceae.